CUGUCUCAGCGCGGCCAGAUGCUUGUUGAGCUUCUGUCCGAGUAAACCAUUAAAAAUGAUGUUCAAGUUUGUGUUAAUGUUUUCGUUAUUUGUGCUGGCUGCUGCCAACCCCACGCGGAAGCGGUCAACGACACCCCUUGAAUUGGUUAGCGUGAUCGAAUUAGAGGAACCAUGCGUGCGUCAGGGCGGUCUCUGCCUUCGCAUCGAAGAUUGCCAGCCUGGUAACCUUGUGCAGAUGAGGGGCGUGCUGUGUCCCAAACAGAGGCACCUGGGAGUCGAAUGUUGCUACGCUUGAAGAAGAUCACGAGAGAAGCCGUAUUCCGCCUUAAGUUAAUAUAAGAUAUAAGUUGUCAAUUAAAUGGUUUAAUACAAAUGUAUUAUGUUCGGUUUCUAUACUUUAUAACUUUCUAAUUUUAUUAGAUUCACUAUCAGCUUGUGUUAAAAUUCAUAUGCAAAAAGUUACUGUGAGGUAGAAAUCGUAUAAUGAGAAUAUAUAUUAAUUAUUAUAGUAUGUUAUAUUAAUAUGAGUAUUACGAUGUUGUUAUUGCUUUGAGCAAUGUUAUUUUAUUAAAUAAGUACUUA
Messenger RNA from Zerene cesonia (dogface butterfly), 582 nucleotides. RefSeq lists its product as uncharacterized. The transcript is spliced from 3 exons. Bases 56 to 295 code for a protein of 79 amino acids. The record is from RefSeq and is a predicted model, not a curated record. NCBI's taxonomy places the organism in Eukaryota, Metazoa, Arthropoda, Insecta, Lepidoptera, Pieridae.